GUGUUUGAAAAUUAUAGAAGCAUUCUUUUACAUCCGGUUAAAUUCAACACAUGUUUCUUGUCUUUUUUCAACAUCUUAGCCAGCUACUAUGGCAGUUGUGACUGCCCAUGUUGUCACAGGAGAAUGUUAUAAGAAAAAUAUAGCUCAUUUUACAAAUGGAGAGAUUAAAGAAAAUCAUACUGAUGGUUUGUCAGUUGGACAGUUUAUCAAAGCAGGAGACGAAAGGAAGAGAAAACACACAAUAUUGGUUGGGGAAACUGAAACUAUGUCAUAUGUUGGUAAAAACUUUGGACCAGAUGCCAGUAAAGCACAGAGUUAUUGCAGAUAUUAUGUUGGCGUCGUAGACAGAAAACGUGGGAAAAUGAGAGUAUAUGAUUCAGAAAUAAUUCAAAUGGUCCCAAAACAACCAGAUUUCCAAGAAGAAGACGAGAGAAGUCAAAUAGCUCUACCUGCUAAUGGUGACAAAACAUAUAAACAAAGGAUUGAUGAUUUGACAGCUAACUUUGGUAGUAAGAAGAAAAAGCAAGCCAUGGGAUCACGAUUACGAAACGAAAUCCAUGGAGAAGCCUUAGAAAAAUCUCUCAACUCUGUCGUAACAGAUGCUGCAUCUCAGAAUAAACACAAGCCAGUGAAUAAGGACAACCAGCAAUCAACAUUACUUCCUGUAUAUUACAAAGAUGGUGAAACACCAAAAGAUGUAUACCCAUUAGAAAGUGUAUUAAAUCAAGAGGCUAUGGAUUCAAUGAUGACUCCAGCUCAACUAUUCUAUGAUUCCAAUAAAAAACAGAUCAAAGAAUGGAAUGUAAAAGAGGAAUAUCCAAAAUACAUACUGAACCACUUGUCAGUGUUGCCUUCAUCAACAGACCAGAGAUGGUACAAGUCUAAGAUACUUAUGUAUCUACAUUAUCUUAUGAAUGUCUUCAUGAAACCAACCAAAGAUUUCAGAACAAAGAAUCCUCUGCCAAAAGAAUGGCCAGACAAAGUAAAAAAACAGAUAUAUGAUGACUUUACAUUACUAGCAGACUCAGGAAAAAGAGAAAUAAGAUGUCUUCCAUCCCGUCUGAAAGACAAGUUGGCAUUACAUAUUCUAGUGCUUUGUCUUAUCCUGGAUGAGUUUGAUUUACCAUUAAAUGAUUUACAAAGAGACCUCAAAUUAGGUGCAAAAAGUUUAGACUCUUAUGUCAGAGCUAUUGGGUGUAAAAUGAACAUCAAGAAGAUAACAGCAGAAUUGGGAGAGAAACUUGAAAUCAAAAGUGCAAUUCUACAAUUACCUUUAAGAUUUCCAGAGGCAAUACCAAGGAAAGCCAAAGCUAGAAGAUAGUGAUUGAAUUAAAAAGAUUUGUGGCGUCAUUUCACUUCAGUAAUUGAUGGACCCUUUUGACUAAGACCAUGUGUAAAAUCUUAUGAUCAUCUUUAUAAAAUACCGGAUGAAAAUAAUCUCAGAACAGUGUUAAUUACAUCACUGUACAAUAUCUUAAUCCAGCUCAGAAUGUUAUAAAUUACUGUGUGCAUGAUCUACCAAUAAUUCAUUUGUCUAGUCAGUAAUUAUAUAUUAUAUAUUAAAACAGUCUUAGUGCUGUGAACAUCACAGCAAAAUCAAAACUGUUAUUGGUAGAGGGAAACUAUUAUCCGGUUAACACAUUCAUAAUAAAUGAAAUGAGAUGUUUAUCCUUCUCUGCAGA
Mytilus trossulus (common blue mussel) is the source of this 1682-nucleotide messenger RNA. Its product is annotated as DNA-directed RNA polymerase I subunit RPA49-like. The record is from RefSeq and is a predicted model, not a curated record. The coding region runs from base 89 to 1321 and encodes 410 amino acids. The transcript has 12 exons. Gene Ontology annotation, biological process: DNA-templated transcription; RNA polymerase I preinitiation complex assembly; transcription elongation by RNA polymerase I. Gene Ontology annotation, cellular component: RNA polymerase I complex. Lineage: Eukaryota; Metazoa; Mollusca; Bivalvia; Mytilida; Mytilidae. Gene Ontology annotation, molecular function: DNA binding.